Messenger RNA from Myotis lucifugus (little brown bat), 2328 nucleotides. RefSeq names its product NUT family member 2G. NCBI's taxonomy places the organism in Eukaryota, Metazoa, Chordata, Mammalia, Chiroptera, Vespertilionidae. The record is from RefSeq and is a predicted model, not a curated record. The transcript is spliced from 7 exons. Bases 1 to 2328 code for a protein of 775 amino acids.
AUGCGCACGCCUGUGGGCGCCAACCGCCCCAAUGGACACUGGGAGCAGUUGCAGGACAGAGUCCCGCCCCCAGUGGGCGUGCUCCAUCUGCAGCGCUGGGAGCGGGAUGUGACCCUGAAGCCUGGUGCCUCCAUGACUCCUUUCACGGCACAGCCCUUUCCCCUGCCCACUACUGGCCCCGCACACCGGCCACCUUGGGAGCAGCACCUGCUGCCCCUCAGGACCCCGUCAUUCCCUCCUGGCCGCCCCCUGGUGCUGCCCGCUUUGCCCAGGACACCUCUGGUGGCAGGAGAUGCUGGUCAAGGCCCCGUUGGGCCUGGGGCUUGUAACAUCAUGGACCAGGUCAGGUCAGAAGGGGGACGACCACAGCCCUCCCAGACUCAGACCAUUGUCCUGACUCAGGCCCCCCUCAACGGGAGUGCUCCAGGGGCCAUCUGUGGGGGUGCUGUGUGUCCUGCACCCCUCUUCUUGGAAGCCACUGCGGUGGAGACCAUUAUGCCCGCCUCGGCUUUUGGGGGCACCCAGGCCGGCGAUGGAGGCUGGUGUCCCGGCCUUCCUCCUCAAGCUCCAUCACCAGCUGCCCAGCUGGCCCCCAUCGUCCCCCGAGUGGACCCUGGAUUACGGCCACACGGGGCUUCCAGGGAGGGUGGCCUGGCCGCCUCCCAGUCCAAGGCCUCGCCGGAUGACGCCUGUAACCCCAAGAGUGUGUACGAGGACUUCCGUCGUUGGCAGUGCUUCAAGGCUCUGGCCCGGGAGCACCUUCCCCAGAGUCCCGAUGCGGGAGCUCUUUGCUGCUUCCUCAUGCCAGCGCUCCGGUCCCUGUCCCUCCUGAGGCCCACCAUGACGCUGGAGGAGGGAAUAGGGCAGGCCAUGCAGGAAUGGCAGCGCAAGAGCAACUUUGAUCGGAGGGUCUAUUCUGAGAUGGCAGAAAAGUUCAUGGAGUUUGAGGCAGAGGAGCAGAUGCAGUUUCAGAAGUUGCAGUUGAAGAAGGGGGCGCAGACCCAGCCCCCUCCUGCCCCACCGAGACCUGAUCAUCGGGGGCCCCCAGCCCCAGUGGUGCGCGGACAGCCAGCGCGCACUACCAGGAAGGCUGUACCCAGCGCCCAGGGCGCCCACACAGCCCCGCUGCCCCGGGAGACCGAGUCCCGCAAUGGGAUCCCCCCUGAGGCUGAGCAAGAGGACAUGGACAUCAUGGAUGAGCCGCCCAUGGGGGCGCCAGGUGGAGGAUGGGAAGAUGAAGAAAUGGAGUGGCUGCAGGAUGAAGAUCUCCUGAGCUACCUGGACCAGCUGUGCUCCCAGGAAGACUUUGUCACCCAGGUGGAGGCGGUCAUUCACCCCCAGUUCAUAGAACAGAUAAUUUCCCCAGACGCACAGCAGGAUCCCUUGGCCCUAGCUGAGGAGUUGGAGCAGGAAGACGGGCUCACUGCUGCCCAGCUGGUAGAGAAGCGAGUGCUGGCCUCCAAGGAGGGGGGCGUGCAGGCACCCCCGAGUCACGGUGCUCCCCUGUGGGACUCAAGUCCUUCUGAGUCUUCGACCAGCCAAGAUGCCCAGAGGCAUGACCGUGGCCCCCGGCUGGGGGUCAGUGACAAAGCCUGCCCACCAGAGACUGACUUCAAGGACCAGCAAAGGCGCGGUCCAGCAGGCGCCCACCGGCCCAGGCCCCAGGCUUCUGCUGUCUCUGUGGGGCGUCAGGAGCACCCACCACUCCGGGCUCGAUGCCCCCCCUCUGCUCCCCAGGGCCACGGGCCUGCUGACUGUGCACUGGGAUCCAGGGAGGCCUGCGUCCCCAGAGAGGCCUCUCCUGUCAGGGAGACUCGCGGGCCAGCGGACAGGCCCCGUGAGGAGGACGAGGACCUCUGCAGCCUGGCCUUCCUCUGGGCCUCUCCCGGCCGCCUGCUGCCCUGCGCGCUCUCUCUGAGCCCUGUCCCCGCCUCAGGCCUGGCCCGCCCUGGAGGUCGGGGCCCCCGGGGCGCGGCCCAGACCCAGUCCCUUCAGAGACGAGGCCUCAGCCGAGCUGCACCUGCAGCGUCCAAGUCUCAGAAGCGGGCUCUCGGGGGAGGCCCCGUCCACGCUGAGAAGACCCCCCGCCCAGGGGCCGACCUCGGGGUCUGUGGGCGGCCAGUACUGGGUCUGGGGCUGGUGCCCUCCUCACAGCCUCGCAAGAGGAAGUGUGACCCGUCUGACCCAGGGAGUGGGAGGAAGCGGCACUGCAGCCAGGAUGGAGCAGAGGGGUGUGCCCCCCACUGCCAGCGCCCCGAGGGGCCCAGACUGCAUGGGGCCUGGCUGUCCCCCAGAGGAGCCAAGGGCUCCUUCUCAUCGCAGGGCUGA